CGACCACGAUGGUAAUGGCGGCCGGGCGAGCAAUCAUUCCUCCAAACUCGUUGGCGUAUGGGAUGCAUGCCUGCGGCGCUUGCAGCGUCAUCCAUCGAAGCAUGCCACAUCGACGACAAGGCGUGGAAAGUUUCAGCGACGUCCGACAGAACUACCAUGCGACGAGAACGUUCCUGCAGCGACGCCGUCCUUGAAGUGCUUGCCCCAUACUUUGACGAUCGAUCCUCGAUUUCCACGGACAGAUCAUCGUGUUUAUCGUGGGAAGACGAGUCCGAAGACGAUUCCUGUGUCGAUGAAGGCGAUGACGUUGAAAUUCACUGCGAACAAGAUCACUACCCUCUCCAUCGAAGGCAAAGCGACGUCGCGAUGUUCCGCGCUUCUGUUCUUCAAGCCCAUGCAUGCCCACUUCACCUCCAUCAGAUCUUCGACUCCCUCCAGGAACUUCAUCAUCGGGUGUACGUCGACCGAUGCCUCGUCCACGUGCGCCCGUCCUUCCUCCUCCUCGACCUCGUUCAUGCCGCCACGUCCGUCGAACUCAUGAAGCGAACACUUCUCGAUGUUCCUCUCGAAGUCUUGGAUCUCCUCCUCGACAUGAUCGACGACACAUGGGUCGACAUCCUCGGUCUGCAGCACUACGGCAAGCGCGGCGAAGUCCACUACGCGCGUCUCUAAUUUAAGUCGUCAUCACUUCCGCGCGGUAGUACGUAGUGCAUGGCACACAGUUAUAACUUAACAUAUUCCACUUCUCCUUUUUGGCCGAAAUGGUGGAGCCCAUGGACGUCUUCCAUGACAUGGUGGAUCAUGCGCACCAUCUCGUCGGCCGCUUCAAGCGUUGGUGCGUCUGAGUGCCGCCGCACGGUCUCAAUCGCGUCGAGCAUCCCUUCCAAGUCGGCUUCCACGCGGCGCCUCGGCAUCACCUUCAAGCAUCGGUCGUCGUAGAUGCGCUUCAUGCAGUCUAGAAAGUCAUCCAAGACUUCCACGAGUUGUUGCUCGCUGCCAGACAGUUCGGAACGCUGCCGUCGCAGGAUGUUGGACGCCACCGAAUUCGACUGUGGCAAGACGUCCCAUUAGGAUGGGAAGAGACGACGGGUGCCACCAUACCGUCUCGGCCAAUGUCGCCUGGG
Aphanomyces invadans is the source of this 1124-nucleotide messenger RNA. RefSeq lists its product as hypothetical. The record is from RefSeq and is a predicted model, not a curated record. Lineage: Eukaryota; Oomycota; Saprolegniomycetes; Saprolegniales; Verrucalvaceae. Bases 58 to 672 code for a protein of 204 amino acids. The transcript has 2 exons.